This is a messenger RNA of Acinonyx jubatus (cheetah), 2546 nucleotides long. RefSeq names its product WNT inhibitory factor 1 (gene WIF1). The coding region runs from base 51 to 1751 and encodes 566 amino acids. The transcript has 10 exons. NCBI's taxonomy places the organism in Eukaryota, Metazoa, Chordata, Mammalia, Carnivora, Felidae. Gene Ontology annotation, biological process: anatomical structure development. Gene Ontology annotation, molecular function: signaling receptor binding. The record is from RefSeq and is a predicted model, not a curated record. Gene Ontology annotation, cellular component: extracellular region; cell surface.
UCGUCGUCGUCGUCAUCAUUACCAUCCUCAGAGCUUAAUCAAGCCACGCGAUGUCCGUUCUUCCCCUUUGCUUCCUGCCAGGCCAGCCAGGCGAGAGGCAGAGGCGAGUGACGUCCCGGGGGGCCGGUCUGAGCGCCCCUCUCCUCAACCGCCUACACCACGCGUUCCCUUUGCGCGCGCUCGCACCCGCGCCCCGCGGCAGGGACGCGGCUUUUCCGAGGGUCCCGCGCCGCCCAGCGCCCCCCAGUGGCGAGCGGCUGGACCUCGCCACUCCUCGCUCGCACCUCACUCGCGCCCUCCCUUCCCGCUCUUCCUCUCGGCCUGUAUUUAACCCUCGGGCUCUUGGCCUCGCCGGGCGUGCUGGCAUCUCCCGCUUUGCCAGUCUCGCGUCUCCGCCGUCGCGUCUCCCUCCUGCGCCCCCUGCGCCUCCCAGCAGGCGCCGGCUCUCCCCUCCCUCCUCCUCCGGCUCUCGCGGACUCACUCGCACGGGAAGGAGGCGGCUGCACGCCUGGCCGUCUAAGCGGGCACAGCUCCGGCUGAGGGAGGACUUCACGGACGCAGGUUGGGUGGGUGCAGCGGCGAGAGCCACGGCGAGGGAGAUCUGGGGUAGCAUGGCCGGGAGAAGCGCCUUCCCCGCCGCCGCGCUCCGGCUCUGGAGCAUCCUCCCGUGCCUGCUGGUACUGCGGGCGGAGGUCGGGCAGCCGCGGGAGGAAAGCCUGUACCUGUGGAUCGAUGCUCACCAGGCAAGAGUGCUCAUAGGAUUUGAAGAAGAUAUCUUGAUUGUUUCAGAGGGGAAAAUGGCCCCUUUUACACAUGAUUUCAGAAAAGCACAACAGAGAAUGCCAGCCAUUCCUGUCAAUAUCCAUUCCAUGAAUUUUACCUGGCAAGCUGCAGGGCAGGCAGAGUACUUCUAUGAAUUCCUGUCCUUACGCUCCCUGGAUAAAGGCAUCAUGGCAGACCCAACUGUCAAUGUCCCUCUGCUGGGAACAGUGCCUCACAAGGCAUCAGUUGUUCAGGUUGGUUUCCCAUGUCUUGGAAAACAAGAUGGAGUGGCAGCUUUUGAAGUGAAUGUGAUUGUAAUGAAUUCUGAAGGCAACACCAUCCUACAGACACCUCAAAAUGCUAUCUUCUUUAAAACAUGUCAACAAGCCGAAUGCCCAGGAGGGUGCCGAAAUGGAGGCUUUUGUAAUGAAAGACGCAUCUGUGAGUGUCCUGAUGGAUUCUAUGGCCCUCACUGCGAGAAAGCCCUUUGCACACCACGGUGUAUGAACGGCGGGCUCUGUGUCACUCCUGGGUUCUGCAUCUGCCCACCUGGAUUCUAUGGAGUCAAUUGUGAUAAAGCAAACUGCUCAACUACCUGCUUUAAUGGAGGGACCUGUUUCUACCCUGGAAAGUGUAUUUGCCCUCCAGGACUAGAGGGGGAACAGUGUGAAAUCAGCAAAUGCCCGCAACCCUGCCGAAAUGGAGGUAAAUGCAUUGGUAAAAGCAAAUGUAAGUGCUCCAAGGGUUACCAAGGAGACCUCUGUUCAAAGCCUGUCUGUGAGCCUGGCUGCGGUACACAUGGAACUUGCCAUGAACCCAACAAAUGUCAGUGUCAAGAAGGCUGGCAUGGAAGACACUGCAAUAAAAGGUACGGAGCCAGCCUCAUGCAUGCCCUGAGGCCAGCAGGCGCCCGGCUCAGGCAGCACACGCCUUCACUUAAAAAGGCCGAGGGGAGGCAGGAUCCACCUGAAUCCAAUUACAUCUGGUGAACUCCGACAUCUGAAACGUUUUAAGUUACACCAAGUUCAUAGCCUUUGUUAACCUUUCAUGUGUUGAAUGUUCAAAUAAUGUUCAUUACAGUUAAGAAAACUGGCCUGAAUUUUAUUAGCUUCAUUAUAAAUCACUGAGCUGAUAUUUACUCUUCCUUUUAAGUUUUCUAAGUACGUCUGUAGAGUGAUGGCAUAGAUUUUCUUGUUUCAGUGUUUUGGGACAGAUUUGAUGUUAUGUCAGUGGAUCAGGUUAAAACUGUGUCUUUUCAGUUGUGUAGCUGGCAAAUUACUUCCAAAAUUGCAAUGCAUUCACGGUGUCAAGGGGCUGGGGAACACUGAAGAAGAUACGUGGAACAAAAAGGCAUAAAUCACAGCGUUUGGAUGAAGCACUUAAUUGUGUUGAAGUUACCACAUUUCUAGUGUUCUUGUCAGGUAUUUAGACAUUUGUCACAUUUUUAAAAUUCCCCUUGUUUGUAAACUCUCAACACAAUAUAUUUUGACCUUACCAUGAUUCCAGAGAAUUCACUAGAAAGAAAGAAAGAAAGAAAGAAAGAAAGAAAGAAAGAAAGAAGGAAGGAAAUAAAGAGAAGAAAGAACACUGUGGCAGUGGCAUUUAACAAUAUAAUAUAUGUAAACACAAUAAAAUAGGGAAUAUAAUGUAUGGACUUUUGGCAUUGGCUUGAAGCAAUAUAAUAUAUUGUAAACAAAACACAGCUCUUACGUAAUAAACAUUUUGUACUGUUUGUAUAAAAUAAAGGUGCUGCUUUAGUUUUCAGAGGGUUGUAUGGAGUGGUC